Messenger RNA from Pseudoliparis swirei, 8293 nucleotides. It is a transcript of the gene ppargc1b, whose product is annotated as peroxisome proliferator-activated receptor gamma, coactivator 1 beta. Gene Ontology annotation, biological process: positive regulation of transcription by RNA polymerase II. The record is from RefSeq and is a predicted model, not a curated record. Lineage: Eukaryota; Metazoa; Chordata; Actinopteri; Perciformes; Liparidae. Gene Ontology annotation, molecular function: nucleic acid binding; transcription factor binding. Gene Ontology annotation, cellular component: nucleus.
AUGGCGGACUGCGCUCCACUAUUAGAUGAGGAACUCUCGUCCUUCGUCUUCAAUUACCUGACAGAGAACUCCGGCAGCCAGUAUGGGGAGGAGGAGGUGUGUUCGGACCGCUUGGACAAUGACUUCCCGGACAUCGACCUCUCCCAGCUGGACACCAGCGACUUCGACAGCGUCAACUGCCUCAGCGAGCUGCAGUGGUGCAACGACCAGCCGGCGGGCGCGUCGCCGGCCUCCAUCCGCUACAGCGCGGCGGACGAGCUCUUCGAGAUAGAAGAGGAGAACGCGGCGCUGCUCGCCGCGCUGACCGACAGCCUGGACGGCAUGGUGGACGCCGAGGUGGGCGGGCUCUCCGUCUUCCCCGCCCUCGGCGAGGGGCCCGACGGCGAGGGCGACGACGAGGACGACGACCUGCCGCUCGACUUCAGCCAGUCCAUGGGGGCGGAGACGGACGACCCCUCUCUGCUGAAGCAGCUCCUGCUGACUCCUCCCAACGUUCCCGCCGCCGCCACGACCACCGCCGCCGCCGCCGCACACAAACAACGAGCCCACGGCCAUCGCUAUAGCAACAGAAGCCUGCAGCUCCGGCCCACGAGGCCCCCGGUCAAGAGCGACCUCCGUCAGGACCGGAAGCCCCGGGCGGUGCGCCCGGCGGGCCGCCUGUGCACCGAGCUCCACCGCCACCUCACCACGGCGCCGGACACGGAGGAAGACGAGGAGGAAGAAGAAGAGGACGACGAGGACGACAGCGAAUCGGAGGACGACGACGAGGAGGAGGAGGAGUCCUCCGGCGGCGAGGUGGAGUGCGCGGCGGCCGCGACGCCGACCCCGCCGCCGGCGUCGGCGCCGCCCGCCGAGCCGGCGCCGCCUCAGUUCGGCUCCGAGAAGGAGCUGCGCUCGGUGGUGGAGCUCAUCACCUACAUGCACACCUACUGCCUCCCCGCGCGCAAGCAGCAGGGCUGGGAGCGCAAGGAGCGCGACGCGCCGCGGCCCCGCGCCCGCGCCGAGGCGCCGCGCCCCGCCGCCGCCAGGGUCGUCCUGGUGGGCGGCGCCGCCCCCAGGAGGCUGCCCUUCGCCAGGAGGCGGGAGGCGAAGGCCGACUCCCUCCUCCGCGAGCUCCUGCAGCAGAGCGGCUGCUACGACGUGAGCCAGCCUUACAGACUGCACGGCCCCCCCUACGCCCACCCGCACGGCGCCGCGAGGCCCGCCCACGCCGGCGCGGCCAGAUCCGCCGCCCCGAAGCCCUCGGCGUGGCGUAAAGACUCCUCGUCCCCCGAGAGGAGAAGCCGCUCCCACGAGGCACUCCGGAGCCACGAGGACGCGGAGGCGGCGGCGGAGGACGGCGGGUCCUUCUCCGUCCGGCGCUCGCGCCGCCUGGCGUCCUUCCCCAGCCGCUUCGCCGAGAGGCUGCGGCCCGGCCGGGCGAGGGACGGGGAGAGGAGGGAGGAGAGGGAGGCGAAACUCCUGCUGACGCACGCCGGAGGCCGGACCACGGCGACGGAGCGGCUGGCGGCGAGCAGCGAGCGGGACGAACCGUGCUGCCACCACGAGAAGCGAGGCUGCCUCUGUCUGACCUUCGACCCCAAAACCACCGGGGAGUCCCAGUACAGCACCAAGCCCUUCGAGCAGACGCUCGGCGUGGAUCUGUGUGGAACGGCAGGUCUGACUCCGCCCACCACCCCGCCCCACAAGCCGGUGGAGGACGAGCUCUUCAAACCGGCGGAGGGAGGAAAGGACGAAGGCGGCGGCGACCUCUCGGCCUCGAGCGCCGCCGCCUCGUCCCGGCCGAGCCGCGCGCCGCACCGCCAGCGGAAGCUUCCGCAGCAGACGGAGCUGUACGCCCAGCUGCGGCGCACGGGCCAGGCGGGCGACGACACGCACCGCGCCUUCGGCGACCACGACUACUGCGCGCUGAGCCUCGGCGAGAGCCGCGAGCGCAGCGCCGCCAUGCUGGGCGCCAUCCUGCAGGCGCAGGGCGGCGGCCGGCCGGCCCGAGACGCCGAGGACCGGGCGGGGCGGCGGACGGACGGCGGCGGCGAGAGGACGGCGGCGUCGGGGGGCGGCGGGCAGCCAGAGCGGCAGAGCGCCGCGCCGGCGGUAUCGCCGUCGACGCCGUUGCCGAUAUCGACGGCGACGGCGUCUGCCGCCACGCCGCCGGUCUCGGAGGAAGAGGCGGAGCGCUCGUCCGCGUCCCGCUCGCCCUCGCCCAUCCUCCACCUCCGCGCCGACUCCCCCGCCAGCAAGACGGACUCCAGUGAGAACUCUGAGAUCUGCCCCGACGACAAGCAGAGGAACAAAGCCAAGUCUGACGAGGACAACUGCCAGGUGUUCUACAUCCACAACCUGCCGACCAGCGUGACCCAGAACAUGCUGCGGAAACGCUUCCAGGUGUUCGGCAAACCCGAGGACUGCAAAGUCAUCAUCUGCAACGAGGAGCGCUGCGGGGUGAUAAAGAUCCGCCAGACGGGGGUCCAAAAGCACUGGAGGGAGCGGGAGACCGUUUUCCAGAACGAGCCCCCGGGCCUCAGGAGGCUGGCGAGGAAACGCUACAUCGACCUCGACGAGGCGGGUCCGGGUCCCGUGAAGAGCAAGUACGACGCCCUGGACUUCGACACUCUGCUGAAGGAGGCCCAGAAGUCCCUGCACCGCUGACGGGCGCCACGGUGGCCCCUGGGGGCCCCCGGGGGCCGCCCCUCCACACGGGCCUCUUAGUAUCUCCAUGCAAGGCAACCUCGCAAAAUGUUUACAUUUUUACCAAUGGAAUAAAGUAAUGUUUAGGACCUCGUUGAUUUUUUUUUUUUUUGGGGAACGUUUCUUUCACCGGAGGACACCGCUUUUUAAAAAACAAACGAGGGAGCCGCCAGAGAGACGACGGAGGAGAAGAAAACAGGAUUUUAAUAACGGCGACGCCAGAACGACGACGAUGACAUCAUCGGCGAGCGGGCGUGACAGACCUCUGAAGCGAGUCCCCUUGCUGUUCCUGCGUUGCGUUGGUCGUCGUGGUGUCGCGUGUGUGUGUGUGUGUGUGUGUUUUUGUUCCGUUCGUUUUGUAAAAAAUAAAACUUCCCGCUCUUUCCCGGUACUCGAGCCGCGCGUCGCCGUGACGACGUGCGUGCUGCAAAAACAAAAAAACAGAAAGCAAAAAUAAAUAAAUAAUAAUAAUUAAUUAUUACGCCCGGCUUUUUGUUUUAGCGGAGAAAUUGUAGAUGUUCAACAAAAAAAAUGGUGUGUGUGUGUGUGUGUUAUGGACAAAGAAUAUACACAACAACAAAAACAUUUAAUCAUUUGAUGACUGAGAAAAGUUUACAAAUCUAAAAUGAAGAUGAAAAAAAUUAAUCAUGUUGUUUUUUUUGUUUGUUUUUUAAUUGUAGUGCUUCCUUGAUUUGAUCUAUGCACUGUAAGGAGGCCACGCCCUCCUCCGCGCUCUCCCUCUCCCCCCUCUCUCUCUCUCUCCACUCUGCCAUGAUGACUACUUUUGGCUGCUUCAGGCAUCCGUCUGGUCCGCUUUGUGCGCAUCAAGACCCCGACCCGGUCCUGGGGGAACACGACACUCUAAAAAAAAAAAACUACAGCGCUUCAAGACGCCAUUGACUCAAACAUCCUCUUAUGUGACAACAACAACAAAUAUAUAUAUAUUUACGUUCUUCGUCGGUCGAUUCCGGGUCAGAGUGUUUCCCGCGUUCGUUGGGGUCUUGAUGUAUGUGUAUAUAAAUAUGAAUAUUAAUAUAUGUGGUAGGGCCCCACAGCCAAUGCAACACUUACUGUUUACAUUUGGCCUGCAGCAAGCAGGGCGAGGGAGACGAGACGAUAGCCAUAGACGCCGCUUCGCAAACCUCAUAACUCGGUGGGGGGUCCGACCCGGUCCGGAUCUUUUACGAGCUCGAUUGUCUGGUGUCGGGGGGGGGGGAAACCGGGGACCAAUCCGCUCCCCAUAGUCCACCUGUAGAACUGUUCCGGAAGGAGGCGGGGCCUGUGGGUCCAGACGGAAUGUAUUCAACAGUCUGAAUGUAACCGCAGGGGUCUCCCCCCCCCCCCCCAUGCACGCUCGACCAGAGACUGUGGCGUCUCUCCCUCUUUAUUUCUUCUUCUCUUCUUUUUGGUGCUUUUUAAAAAACAACAGAAAGGUGUGUGUGUGUGUGUGGGGGGGGGGGGGGGGGGGUAGAGUUGCUUCGGGCCGCCUCGUUAACAUUCCCGACGCAGCCAGUAGCGACCGGACCUGCCGGUAGGUUUUACGACCAGGUGGCACCACGUAACGGGAAGAACAAAGCUGGCUCCUCCUCUUCCUGUGAGGUUCCGCAUCAGCUGAGCAUCUCUACCUCACAUCCAUCCCUGUGUAAGCCCCGCCCCCCCACCCCGCCGCCAUCUUCUGGAACGUGUGUUUCCUCUCUGAGGGGUCGGGCGCUCGUGGGAAGUUCAGAGGUUUUAUUUUAUUUUUAUAUCUAUAAAUAUAUAUGACUCCUCCCACUAAGCCCCGCCCCGCCCCUACCCCGACUCCUCCUCCCACUAAGCCUCGCCCACUUUCUCUUUCUCUUAACUCGUUGCUUCGCUUGCCUCGACGGUUUUCUAUGGCGUGUCCGUUCCUUGACGGUGUGUGUGUGUGUGUGUGUGUGUGUGUGUGUGUGUGUGUGUGUGUGUGUGUGUGUUUGUGCGUGCGUGUCCUCGUGCGUGUAAAACUUGAGUGUUUCGUCUUUGUCUCGUGGUUUUGAGUCGGACGCCGCCGGCGCUUGCAGGGGGUGUGGGGGGGGGGGGAGGAGUGGGGGUCAGAGUCCCCCUCUUCUUUCACUUCGCGGCCGAGGAAUCUCAAAUAAAAACGCAGCCCGCCCCUUUUUCCUCCAACUCUUCAUCGCUUUCCGUCGCUCGUGGGUUAAAGGCCUCAUUUUCAGGCCUUUCCCCUCCUGGUCCUCCCCCUGAUAGCCCCUCCCCCCCCCCCCCCUUCCUCUAUCUAAUCAACUCCUCUGUGACAAACACAAACACAUUUGAAUGUUUACAUCACUCAGAUUCUCCUUUGACUUCAUUUGGAAUGCACACUUAGUACAAAGACGCCUUAUUCAGUGUUUUAAUUCAAAAUAUUAAUUAAUGAAGCUUAACAGCGACGUGAAGGGGCCUCGCGGUUCUCCUCCCCCGAUGUCCCCGAAAAAUAACAAAAAAAUAACGUUGUGCUAUACAUACUGAAACAAGGUGUGAACUAUUUGUUCUUUUUUUUUUAAAGACAUUUUAACAAUUUAAUCUCAAACAACUGAAUGAGUAUAUGUGCUUCGUAUGUAUACUACUAAAAAUUGAGAGAAUGUGCUGGUUUACAUAUAUAUUAAAAAAAGACAGAAAAUAUAAUAUAUGAAUAUGAAAUGUGUAUAUAGCACUAUGCCUCGUUGUAAACAUAAAAUGUACCGUGUGUUUUAUUUUGUAUUCAAGUGGCGGGUCAGCAGAUGGUCGGGUUGGUUUAUUUACAUUUUAUUUUUUUAGCACAGGGAGGAAAUUAAGGGAAAAAAAUGUCCAACACUUGUAAAAGAAAGACAAAAAAAGACACAAAGUAUCCCUUUUUCGACGAUCACGCGAGAUCACGUCCGUCUGCCGUUUGUGACGUGACUUCGAUAUUAUUUUUAACGUUUUUUUUGUUUUGUUUCACGUUUUCUUAAAGCAAUUUGAAAUGCAAUACUAUAAUAAUCUUAUCUUGAAGACAGCCUUUUUUUUCCGAAAGAAAAAAAUAACCGAGGUAAUAAUAAUGUACAGUGUGGUCUGCUGCUGUACUCCAGGUACGAAGAAAAAAAGAAAACUACGGGAAGAAUGUGGUAAUUUCAACACGUGUACAAAACCAGUACCGAUAUACUCUCGCACAAAUAACGUCCCCCGAGUGGUGAAAUAUCGAUUUGUUUUCUUCUCCUCGUUGAAAGGAAGCCAUUGUAACUAUGUUAUUACCACUUUUUGAUGGUACGCAGGUUUGUUUGAGCCUGAGUUGCAUUAAACACUUGCUUUUAUGAGUAAUAAUACAAAUAGCUUUGUACGUGUGUGACUGGGAAAAGGAACUGGGAAAGGAACAAAAGUGAAGACUUGAGUGGACCCCAUUGACGCUGUAGAACCCCCCCCCCCCCCCACCCCCCAGUUUGCACCUCUAUAGCCAUCUCGGGGAAAAAAGGGUGGAAGUCAAGGGGUCUGAGAUGCCUUCAAAGUCAUGGGAAGUUCCUGUGAUCUCCAAAAUGUCCCAUAAAAAAGUAUUUAUGGAAGCAUUCUGUGGAUAUACACUACCGUUCAAAAGUUUGGGGUCACUUAGAAAUGUCUUUAUUUUUCAAAGAAAAGCACUGUUUUUUCAAUAAAGAUAACAUUAAUCAAAAAUACACUCUAUACAUUGUUAAUGUGGUAAAUGACUAUUCUAGGUGGAAACGUCUGGUUUCUAAUGAAAUAUCUCCAGAGGUGUAUAGAGGCCCAUUUCCAUCAUCACUCCAGUGUUCUAAUGGUACAUUGUGUUUGAUCAUCGCCUUAGAAGACUAAUGUCUGAUUAGAAAACCCUUGUGCAAUUAUGUUAGCACAGCUGAAAACAGUUAUGCUGGUGCUAUAAGCUAUACAACUGGCCUUCCUUUGAGCUUGAAGUUUGAAGAACAAAAUGAAUACUUCAAAUAUUAAUCAUUAUUUCUAACCUUGUCAAUGUCUUGACUAUAUUUUCUAUUCAAUUUUCAAUUCAUUUGUUAAAUAAAAGUGAGUUUUCAUGGAAGACACGAAAUUGUCUGGAUGACCCCAAACUUUUGAACGGUAGUGUAUAUCUGACUUCCACUUAUUUGAGAGACCUAGAGGCGUGCGGUGGGAUUUCCACAGCGGCGAGGGCUUCAGGAGCCGAUUGACGUUGAAACAAACCCCCAUUUUCCAUCAAUGCAAGCCUUAAGAAUCAAUCUGGAGGAGGGGGCGGGGCUAGGCUUCCACUAGCUUUCAUUGGUGCCGUUUCAACUCCUUUCCAAUCCAAUGUGGUUCAUCAUUAAAUGAUUACUGACGUAAUUAUGACUUUUUUCAAUAGCCAUAUUAUAAUAAAAAGGUAUAUACAUAUAUAUGAAUAUAUAUAUAUUUGUGUGUUUGUGUAGAUAUCUAGAUUAUUAUAUACUUUCUUAUAGAAAACUUUGAUGUUGACCAUUCUCCUCAGUGUUGACACAUUUCAACAUGAUACUGCUGUACCGAUUGGUCCAGGAGGGGCUGGAGGCGGGUCGAUGGACGACGAAUCAAGAAUGAUAAAAUAGAUAAAGACAAAAAACAAAAAGAAACAUCCUUCCAAAAGGGAACUUACCCCUCGUUAGAACGCAAUACCGUUUCUUUCCGUUCUUCAUUUCAGAAAAGAAAAAAAAUGGACGACGGCAAGAAAAAAACACAAAACUUGACAGGCAGGUUGACCAAAAAUAAAUAAAACAUACACAAUAAAAGCUCGCAAAAAAAUACAAAAAAUGAUGGUUUUUUAAACAGAAAACGCGUCAAAAUUACGUUUGAUAGAUGUUGUCGUUUUCAAUGCCAUGGCCUACUAAAACAAACAACAACAGAAAAAAAAAAUUUCUUUGUUUUUAUGUCACUUGUUUUAGUUUUUGGAAAACAAAGCAUCAAAUAAACCUCAGAUUCCACUUUCACGUCGGAUCGUUGAAACGGUCAAACACAUAAACUAAUACGCACACCUGUCAAAUCGUCAUAGCAACAGUGAUGUCAAAUAGGCACUUAGGGAAAACAUGUGAGUGGUUUUUUUUUUUUUGGUGGAAGAAGAUAUUUUGACAUAAAGGGCAUACAUUGGUUUUUUUUGUGUUCAUUUCCAUUGAUUUUAUUGUCUCUUUACAUCUAACGACUAUCAAAUUCACAUAAAUGUGUUUUUUUUUUACUUAGAUUUUUUGGUAAAAAGAAAAACAAACAAAAAAAGGUAAACACUGUUAGUGAGAUUUUAUAUUUUUUACAUAUGUUGGUUUUAUUUGCGUUUAUUUUUUUCUCUGUAUUUAUACGCCACUUAGUUUGGAUGUCUUUUAAAUUGUGUGUUUUUUUUCUUCUCCGUUUCGUGUGAUUUCAUAUGUCUUGAGAAUGUGGAGACAAAAGGCAUUUCAGUAUUUUUGAAUUGUUAAAAUCUAGUUUCAUAGAAGCGGAAGUAUCUGAUGUUAUAAAUUAUAUUUUAAUUCAUGUAAAUAGUUUAAAACAGAAGACCGUGGCUUCCUUUUAAACUGAAUACAUUUCUCGUCAGAGAUUGUUUACAUUAUGAAACUGUAGAGAUGUGCUCCUCAUAUACUGUAUAAAGUACAUAUAUUCAUUGAUUUGCCUCAAAAAAAAUAAAAUCCUAAUGAACAGCUUU